Messenger RNA from Debaryomyces hansenii CBS767, 2904 nucleotides. RefSeq names its product proteasome regulatory particle base subunit (gene RPN1). Gene Ontology annotation, cellular component: proteasome complex; proteasome storage granule; nucleus. Gene Ontology annotation, biological process: proteasome-mediated ubiquitin-dependent protein catabolic process; regulation of protein catabolic process. NCBI's taxonomy places the organism in Eukaryota, Fungi, Ascomycota, Pichiomycetes, Serinales, Debaryomycetaceae. The transcript has a single exon. Gene Ontology annotation, molecular function: enzyme regulator activity. The record is from RefSeq and is a predicted model, not a curated record. The coding region runs from base 1 to 2904 and encodes 967 amino acids.
AUGUCGCCCUCUAAAGAUCAGGCACCAGUAAAGAAGGAUUCUGUUUCUUCGGAGCCAGAACCUCAAUUGUCGAAAAAACAAAACCCACCAAAGGAAGAGGAGCUUUCUGAGGAAGAUCAGCACUUGAAAGAUGAGUUGGAAAUGUUGGUUGAAAGGUUAAACGAACCUUCACAAAAAGUAGAAUUGUAUAAUGAAUACUUGAAUAGCUUGAAAGCUUUUAUUAAGGAUUCCACAACAUCUAUGACUGCUGUUCCAAAACCAUUGAAGUUUUUGAGACCACAUUAUCCAUUAUUGACCGAUUUGUAUGAUAAAUGGUGCGGUGACUAUAAAGGUGAUUCAGAUCUUGUUAUCAAGUUGGCCGAUAUCUUAUCGGUUUUGGCAAUGACCUAUUCUGACGAUGGAAAGAAUGACUCUUUGAAAUACAGAUUGUUAUCUUCAAGUGAUACUAUAGUGGAUUGGGGCCACGAGUAUAUGCGUCACUUAGCAUUGGAAAUUGGUAUUUCGUAUCAGGAAAACCUAGGUUCCGAUGAGGAUUUGAUUAACCGAUUGAUAAAAUUAGCAAUGCAAAUUGUUCCCUUUUUCUUGGAGCAUAAUGGUGAAGCAGAUGCAGUUGAUUUAUUGUUAGAAAUUGAAAAUAUUGAUAAAUUGCCACAAUUCGUUGACGAAAAUACUUUCACAAGAGUAUGCUUGUACAUGGUCAGCUGUGUACCAUUAUUGGCACCUCCAGAUGAUGUUUCUUUCUUAAACACCGCGUAUGCCAUCUACUUAUCCCAUAAUCAAUUAACACAAGCUUUAACAUUGGCAAUUAAAUUGGAUGAUGAGAAAUUAAUGAGACAAGUUUUUGAAGUGACUGAUGAUGAGUUGAUGCAUAAACAAUUAGGUUUCAUCUUAUCCCAACAAAACUCUAGUUUCAAGUAUGGCGGAGACAAUGAUGAAGUCCAAGAAUGUGUUUCGAAUACCAAGUUGCACGAGUACUACGGAUACCUUGUUAAAGAAUUAAAUUUGUUAGAUGCAAAAGUUCCAGAAGAUAUCUAUAAGUCACAUUUAGAAAAUUCCAAAUUUGGUUUAGGUAAUUCAGGUUCGAUUGAUUCUGCCAAGCAGAAUUUAGCUUCUGCGUUCGUUAAUUCAUUUGUUAACUUAGGUCAUGGUAGCGAUAAAUUAAUCCAAACAGAAGAAGAUAACAAAUCGUGGAUUUAUAAGACCAAGGGACAUGGCAUGAUAUCUACCACUGCAUCAUUGGGAUCUAUACAUCAAUGGAAUAUCAAUGAUGGUUUACAACAUUUGGAUAAAUAUACUUAUUCUUCAGAGGAUGAAGUCAAAGCAGGUGCAUUAUUGGGUACAGGUAUAGUUUCUGCUAAUGUUCAUGACGACGUUGAAGCAGCAUUAGCUUUAUUGCAAGAGUAUGUUUCUGACCCAAAGAAAAUCUUUCAAACAUCUGCCAUCAAUGGGUUAGGUAUUGCGUUUGCGGGAUCCUCAAAUGAAGAGGUUUUGAGUUUAUUAUUGCCUUUAGUUUCAGAUUUAGAUAUCUCCAUUGAGGUGUCAAGUUUAGCUGCUUUAGCUUUAGGGCAUGUCUUUGUUGGCACUUGCCAUGGUGAUAUAACUUCUACAAUUUUACAAACCUUAUUAGAAAGAGAUUUUACCCAAUUGACCAAUAAAUUCAUUAGGUUCAUGUCAUUAGGGUUGGGUUUGUUAUAUAUGGGUAAGACUGAACAAGUGGAAGAUGUUUUGGAAACUAUCGAUGCUAUCGAUCACCCAAUCAGCAAAACUUUGAAAGUUUUAGUUAACAUUUGUGCUUAUGCAGGUACUGGUAAUGUUUUGCAAAUUCAAUCAUUAUUACAAAUGUGUACGGCUAAACCUAAGGAUAAUUUUGCUGAGGAAAAGAAAUUGGAAGAAAGUGAAGAAGAUCAAUUAAAGAAGGAAGAUGAAGAAGGUCAGGCGAAAGUUAAAGCUGAUCCAAGUGCUGAUGUUGAAAUGGAAGAUACUGCAAAUGACACCAAUGAUAAGACUAAUGAUGCUAAUGACAAGGAUUCUAAGAAGGAGGAGAAAUCAGAAAGUACUCCAGAAGAGGAUGAUGACGAAGAAGAUGAAGAAUUGUACCAAGGGUUUGCGGUUCUAGGUCUUGCUUGCAUAGCUAUGGGAGAAGAUAUUGGGCAGGAUAUGGCCUUCCGUCAUUUUUCACAUUUAAUGCAUUACGGAAAUCCAUUAAUUCGUAGGGCAGUUCCACUUGCAAUGGGUCUCGUGUCGACUUCGUAUCCACAAAUGAAAGUAUUUGAUACAUUAUCACGUUAUUCCCAUGAUCCUGAUUUAGAAGUUGCUCAAAACGCAAUCUAUGCUAUGGGGUUAGUUGGAGCUGGUACAAAUAAUGCAAGAUUAGCUCAAUUGUUAAGACAAUUGGCCUCUUACUACAUUAAAUCUGCUGAUUCAUUAUUCAUGGUCAGAAUUGCUCAGGGUAUAUUACAUUUGGGUAAAGGUACUUUAACUUUAACUCCCUUUAAUACAGAAAGAUCGAUAUUGUCCAAAGUUUCAUUAGCUUCUUUAUUAACUAUUUCAGUUGCUUUGUUAGAUCCUAAGUCAUUCAUAUUGAAUGAUUCUAACUCUGAAACAACACACGAAUUAUUAUACUACUUAACACCAGCUGUUAAACCAAGAAUGUUAGUAACGGUUGAUGAGUCAUUAAAUCCUAUAAAGGUAAAUGUCAGGGUCGGUCAAGCUGUUGAUGUUGUUGGUCAAGCAGGUAAGCCAAAAACUAUUACUGGUUGGGUCACACAAUCUACUCCUGUAUUAUUAAAUUACGGUGAAAGAGCAGAGUUAGAGAACACUGAUGAAUGGAUAAGUUUAACUAAUUCUUUAGAAGGGGUCGUUAUUUUAAAGAAAAAUCCAGAAUAUAUGGAAGUUGAAAAUUAA